Messenger RNA from Etheostoma spectabile (orangethroat darter), 1726 nucleotides. It is a transcript of the gene ncoa7a, whose product is annotated as nuclear receptor coactivator 7a. NCBI's taxonomy places the organism in Eukaryota, Metazoa, Chordata, Actinopteri, Perciformes, Percidae. Gene Ontology annotation, biological process: regulation of transcription by RNA polymerase II; response to oxidative stress. The record is from RefSeq and is a predicted model, not a curated record. Gene Ontology annotation, cellular component: nucleus.
AGUAUCCCUGGCUUACAGUAACUGAGACACCAAACUGCCUGGCAGUUAUCCCAGAGGUUGUGGGAAAUCACAGUCUCCAUAUAUGGACAUCCUAUCUCAAUCUCCCUCCCAUUUUUCCAGCGCAGCUCUUCAGUUUCCUGUUAGAGAGAAAAGAAACUGUUACGUAUCAGAGCUAACCAAUGAGAAGCCUCUCCACUUAAGUUUCGAACCAAUAGCAUUACAGACAAACAGAGUGAAUGUAGCCCCGAUGCAACAUAUAGGAUGUAUGCUGGCUGGUUUGGUUACAACAGACAUUUGGUUCUGCAGAGCACAGAGCUCAACAGAGAAUUCAGAAAGAAUGAAGCUGCUGCCAGAUCAUUUCAAGGUGUUUUAUUUUACCAGUGACUGUGUGGAGCCGUAUGUUGAGAUCAUCGCAUUGAAGGAGUCCAAGCGGCGCCAGAGUCUGUGUAGCUCGCUGGACUCUGUGGAAGAGGAGCCCGAGUACCUGGAGGAAGCUGAAGGUGCUCUCCCUGUCCUGUGUGACCACAGCCAGCUGCUGGGUGACCACCACCUGGAGAAACUUGCUGCCCACAUGCCAGCAAGGACCCAGGGCUAUCCUUGGCAACUGGUCUACAGCACAGCCAUCCACGGGAGCAGUCUGAAGACUAUCUACAGGAAUACGGCAAGCCUGGACAGCCCUGUGCUGCUGGUCAUCAAAGACAUGCAUAAUAAGGUUUUUGGGGCAUUUUCUUCUGACCCGUUCAAAGUCAGUAAAUACUGCUAUGGCACAGGGGAAACCUUCCUGUUCAGCUUCAACCCUGACUUCCAGAUAUACAGGUGGAGCGGCGAGAACUCCUACUUUGUGAGCGGCAACUUGGAAUCUCUGCAUAUUGGUGGAGGGGGGGGCGGAUUUGGCCUGUGGCUGGAUACUGAUCUGUACCAUGGUUCAAGUUCUUGUCCCACGUUCCGCAAUGCGUCGCUCUCCAAACAUGAAGACUUCCUUAUACAAGACCUCGAAGUCUGGACUGUGCAGAACGGGGACAACAGAUGAAAAGAUGCCACUGUCCUGUCUGGAGUUACCAAACUUCCAAAAAUGUCAGUGCGUACUUGUGGUUUUAGCCACUACUGUACAAAACCUGAAAGAGCAGGUGCUGUCAUCUGGGCACCUGGCUCAGUGUAGGCCACAUACAGAAGUAAAAGGCUUUUGGUUCUCAUGCUGGACUUUCUGUUUAUGCUGGUGUGAUCUGGGCCUGUUCAAGACAAGUGGCCGGAUGAAAUCCUGUAAUUCAGGGUCCUGCUCCUUUAAACUACCGGCUAUUCAUCAAUAGCCGCGUGGUAAGACCAGUCAGUCACUGGCAUCUGACGCUUUCAGCCCUCCAUGCCCUCCCUUUGUUGUGGGGAGCGUCAUAAUACAAAGUUCACAGAAACACUGGUGACUAAAAAGGUUCUUAAUGAAUGUAAGCACAUUCAGGAUUUAAGGAAACAUGUUUUGUUUGUGAUGUUUAAAAUGUGUUUACAAGAUGUGUAAGGUUUAUGAAACAUAUAUAUAUAUUUACUAUAAACUAAAGGUUUAAGGUUAAACAAUUAAUUAAUUUAUUGUAAAAACACUGUAACAUGAUAGUACGCACAAUGGCCUAAAUGGACUCUAAUUGCACUUGUUUUUAUUUUUUUGAAAACUACUGCUGCAGAUAAAGACCUAACCACUCAGGUUGAACAAUAAAAGCAUAAAGUUACACUAUAAACAGCG